Syngnathus acus (greater pipefish) is the source of this 2596-nucleotide messenger RNA. RefSeq names its product transforming acidic coiled-coil-containing protein 1-like. Gene Ontology annotation, cellular component: cytoplasm. Lineage: Eukaryota; Metazoa; Chordata; Actinopteri; Syngnathiformes; Syngnathidae. Gene Ontology annotation, biological process: cerebral cortex development; cell population proliferation; mitotic spindle organization. The transcript has 13 exons. The record is from RefSeq and is a predicted model, not a curated record. Bases 393 to 1862 code for a protein of 489 amino acids.
CUGACUCCUGAGGAAGUCAUGCAACCAUGAGGGCGCAGCAGAGCAAGCUGCGUCUGUUUGACCAGCUGAUCGUUCCUCCCAGUGAGAGGAGGGAAGGCAGGGAGGGGAGGAGUGACCACUGAUGCUCCACUAAUCUGCAUCGGAGAGCAAAAGCAGACGACUGAAACGGCAGCUGCGACGAGGAAAGACACCUUUUUUUCUGCUGGCGAUGGGCAGAACUCAAAGGAAGUGGUACAUUGUGGAGAAAGCGUCAACGGCAGUUUAUUUUUAGAAGCCUGCUUGUUUGAAAGAGGAAGACAAACUAAUCGAGGAGGAAGAGGAACCCCAGAGGAAGUAACAGCAGCAGUGUUUUUUUCUUUCGCUUUUUUGUUUACUCACAACCUUGUGCAGAGAUGUCCUGGUUAUCUCCUGUUCAGUGGGCCAAAUGGACAUGGUCAGCAGUGACGGGGGUCUCAGGAGAUGACAACGAUGACAAUUCAGACUCGGAAGGAACCUACGAGACCCCGGAGGCAGAGUCUCCAGGUGUGGUGAAACUGCUGAGUCAACUGGACAACUCCACACUCACAGACCAAUUUGUCGACAAGAAUUUUAGCCAGGAUGAGGUUGACGCUCUAAACAACCUGACUGGCUCGUCCCCCAACAACAACAGCUUUGGUCUGAACCAGAACCUCAAUCUGACUUUGACACCGAAGACCUCAUACCAAUCAAAGGCCGCAUCGCCAGCGCAACGACCUCCGUCUCUACCAGUCCGCUCCCCGCUGAACACGCCGGAUCCUUCAGAGGUGGACGAUGAGGCGCCUGUCAUCUCCAACCUGAGCCCAGACUCAAACUUGAACCCAGGCCAUGACCUCCAAACGCAUCAUGACUUGCUCAAUGGCAAUGUGAACUCCCAUAAUGCAAAACCGGCCUGCUACCAGGAGGGAAGUGCUGUCGACAUUAUCACUAACUCAUGUAAAGUGAAGUCAGAGCAGCCGACACAAAAGAACCUCAGUGGCCAGGCUGAUCGAGGCGACCAUGCCACUGAUGAGGAGAAGUUGGCCUGUAGCACAUGUGUCAAAGCAGACAAGGACCAAAGCGACGAAAUCUGCCACGAGUCUUGCACACCGGAAGAGCCAGACAGCUGCACACUGGUGAGAACUGCACUUAAUCACAAAGAAGACUCGAGUAAGUGGAAGAGCAAAUCAGGAGGAAGUGGCAUACAGAAAACGGGAAGUGAGGUUCUGGACUCCAUCUGCAUCAAUGAGAAGGAGAAAGAAGCUGUUCUAACGCUCAUCAGAGAGGAGAUCUUCACGAAAGAGACUGAAGUGAACGAGUGGAAGAGGAAGUAUGACGACAGCAGACAGGAAGUCAAUGAGAUGAGAAAGAUUGUUGCCGAGUAUGAAAAGACAAUUGCUCAGAUGAUUGAGGAUGAGCAGAGGAACAGCCUGAGCUCCCAGAAGGCUCUGCAUGCUGUAACCAUGGAGAAAGAUGCGGCGCUGACAGACCUAAACUCAGUGGAACGCUCCUUGUCUGACAUUUUUCGGCGCUAUGAGAACCUGAAGAGUACCCUUGAUGGCUUUAAGAAAAAUGAAGAGGCGCUGAAGAAAUGUGCUCAGGAGUAUCUGGCCAGAGUCAAGCAGGAGGAACAGAGAUACCAGACACUCAAAGUCCAUGCAGAGGAGAAGCUCGACAAGGCCAAUGAGGAGAUCGCUCAGGUGCGCACAAAGGCGGCCUCCGAGAGCUUGGCGCUGAACGCCAGCCUGAGAAAGGAGCAAAUGAAGAACGAGUCACUGGAUCAAACCCUGCAGCAGAAGAAUGAAGAGAUUGAGGAGCUCACAAAGAUCUGUGACGAGCUCAUUGCCAAAAUGGGCACCGGUGACUGAGACAAGUCAUCACUGAGCUGAAGCUACCGAUGACUUUUCACGCGUAGUCGUCUGUUUCGAUUGCAAUUUGUGGACCCCUCGUGCUUUUGGAAAUCCUGCCUGCAAACAAUAACAACGAUGUGCUUGUGGCUGGACUGAAAUUCCCAGCCGCUUAACGACGUAAAUGUCAUCCAACUCUCCCUGCAUGGCGUCAUCAAAUUUAAGGCAGGCCGAAGUCCCUUUUGACUCGUAUGCUCAGAAAAACUUAAACAAGAUUUAUUUUAUGUUUAUAGCAAUUUGAUUUAUUCUUCAAAUAAUGGAAUUGUGUGGCAUCAGAUGAUCGCCAUGGUUGCACAACAAGAGAGAUUGAGUCAUUUGGGUGGACUAAAGCGCCUGAAUGGCUUUGGACUGCUCCCCUUUUGCUUAAAAAAAUUCUACAACUUCACUACAGCAUAAAGAUUGCACAGCUUUUAAUCAUAAAAACAGACAAUCAAUGACUCCCCAUGCAGAUUAUAUAAACACUGCCAUUGUUUUUUCAUUCAAGUAAUGUUUAUGUUAAAAAUCAGAAUAGUACCCAGCCAGACAUUGGGACUGAAACAGCAAAUAUUAAAUUCCUCUAACAACUGUGGAUGGGGAAGGCCAAGUACCAGCUGCUUUUUUUUUUCUUUUUUUUUUUUUUUUAACAAUCCCAUUCUAAUCAUAUUUCCCAUCUGUGAACCAUGUGUUUUAGUUCAUGCCACGCUUUUCACACUUUU